AGGAAAAACCAGUACCCUUCAGGUGUGCAGUGGUGCAGUGGGUAAUAACUCACAAAUCACACAGGAAAUAUAAACUGCACUACGCACGUCCGGUGCGACGAGCUCUAACUGAAGAGGCUGCUGAUGACGAAAAUGGAUCUCAGAUCUCUCAUGUGAGAAAACACUCACCCAGUCAACCCUUCCGGGCAAGUACAAUUGAGUUAUACUUGCAUUAUCUAUCUUGAAGCAAGGGGUUGGUGGUAGUUUGCGCUCCUUUAUAAUAACAUUAUCUAUCUUGGAGCUUAAGGGACUGUACUCUAUAGCCAAAGUCUGCGUAUUAGAUAUCCCAAGUCCCAACCAUGGCUUUAAUAUGGACUUCACUUAUACUAGCUCUAGUCAUAUACAUGUUCCAUAGGUUACUAAACAUCAAGAACAGGAAAAAACUUCCACCAGGUCCAAUAGGAAUUCCCAUUUUGGGACAUCUCCACUUAAUAGGUAAAAAUCCACACCAAGAUUUUUAUAGAUUAGCCAAGAAAUAUGGCCCUUUUAUGUACAUGCGACUUGGGUUGGUACCAACAAUUGUUGUUUCUUCCCCUGAGACAGUUGAAAAAGUCCUCAAGACUUAUGAUCAUGUAUUUGCUAGUAGACCUCAUCACGAGGCCUCUCAAUAUAUAUGUUAUGGCCAAAGAAACUUGAUUUUCUCUAAAUAUGGAUCUUAUUGGAGGAACAUGAGAAAAUUAUGUACUUUGCAACUUCUGACUAGUCAAAAGAUUAAUUCAUAUCAAUCUUCAAGAAAGGAAGAAGUUUCCAUUUUGGUUAAAUCAAUCAAACAGGCUGCUCAAGAUGGUGUUGCUGUUGAUCUUAGUGCUAAAGUUUCAUCCUUGAAUGCAAACUUGAGUUGUUUAAUGGUUUUUGGUAAAAAGUUUAUGGAUGAAGAUUUGGACAAAAGGGGUUUUAAAUCUAUAGUUCAAGAAGUUGUACAUUUAGCUGCAACACCAAAUCUUGGUGAUUUCUUUCCUUAUCUUGGUGUUUUGGACCUUCAGGGACUUACUAGUAGGCUAAAGGCUCUUUCAAAGGUUUUUGAUGAGUUUCUUGAGAAGAUUAUUGAAGAACAUGUUCAUUCUAAGGAGCUGAGGGAAACAGAGGAUUUUGUAGAUACCAUGAUGGCCAUUAUGCAAUCUGGUGAAGCUGGAUUCGAGUUCGAUCGCCGCCAUAUCAAAGCUGUUCUAUUGGACAUGCUUAUGGCUUCAAUGGACACUUCAGCAACAUCAGUAGAAUGGAUACUCACUGAGCUACUUAGACAUCCUCAAGUGAUGAAGAAACUACAAAAGGAGUUAGAAGAAGUUGUUGGCCUGGACAGAAUGGUAGAAGAAUCAGACUUGGAGGAUUUAAAGUAUUUAGACAUGGUAAUAAAAGAAGCUCUAAGGCUGCAUUCAGCUGCACCAUUACUGGUUCAUGAGUCCAUAGAAGACUGCGAGGUCGAUGGCUUCUACGUACAAAAGGGAUCGCGAAUUAUUGUCAAUGUAUAUGCAGCUCAAAGGGAUCAUAAUGCCUGGCCUGAACCAGACAAGUUUUUCCCAGAAAGAUUUGUUCAAAGCAGCGUAGAUCUUCGUGGACACGACUUUCAACUUCUACCAUUUGGCUCUGGUAGAAGAAGUUGCCCUGGUAUGCAGUUGGGAAUCACAAUUGUUCGCCUUGUGGUCGCGCAAUUGGUGCAUUGCUUUGACUGGCAACUUCCAAAUGGUAUGCAGCCUAGUGAAUUGGACAUGAGUGAGAAAUUUGGUGUUGUAACUUGUAGGGCAAAGCAUCUGAUGGCAAUUCCUACAUACAGACUCCACUAUAGCUGAUUUAACGCCGGCGAGGAUAACCGGGCACGUGGGCAUCGGCGACCAACAGGGAAUGCGUCCGGCACCCCUAAACUCCAUUAACGAAGGCUUCUCAUCUCAAUUUAACUAUGCAGCAGCAGUAGAAGGCAAAGUCAAUGGUCCUGGACCGAAGGGUGUUCAACUACAAAGUCUGAAAAAUGCCAACAUUAAUUUGGUUGUGACUGACGAUGAAAAAGAUAAGGGGGCAAAGAGAAAAAAAAGGACCUGGUGUUGGCUUAAUAGGAAGUUUAUUUUGUGUAUUGUGUUUUGUCUUUGAUGUUAUAUGUUGAUUACUGCCUAAUCCAAGUAGGCAACUUGGAGAUUGAUCAAAUGAAG
Nicotiana attenuata is the source of this 2180-nucleotide messenger RNA. RefSeq names its product cytochrome P450 CYP736A12-like. The coding region runs from base 339 to 1826 and encodes 495 amino acids. The transcript has 3 exons. NCBI's taxonomy places the organism in Eukaryota, Viridiplantae, Streptophyta, Magnoliopsida, Solanales, Solanaceae. The record is from RefSeq and is a predicted model, not a curated record. Gene Ontology annotation, molecular function: heme binding; monooxygenase activity; iron ion binding.